Protopolystoma xenopodis is the source of this 414-nucleotide messenger RNA. The record is from the annotation of a GenBank genome assembly. Lineage: Eukaryota; Metazoa; Platyhelminthes; Monogenea; Polystomatidea; Polystomatidae.
AUGCACCAUAGACUGGUCCCAGGUGGCAAGCGCUCUUUCACUCUGGUCCUCGAAGUCUACGACUUGGCAGCGUCGAAUCGGCACCUGAUUGACCGCGCUGUCCACAAAGGCCUUCUCUUUCCGGAGCCGGGCAUCCCGCGUAGCCAAAGUGGCAACACGUCAACUCGGUCGUUAUGGCAUCAGGCCACCCUCUCCAACCGACUCUCAAUCUACAACUUCUACAUGCGUCUUGUCUGCGCACCAUACCACUACAACAACACGUGCACUCAAGUCUGUGAUCCAACUGUGACGCCUGAGAGGUACAAAUGCGACACGAACGGAAACAAAAUCUGUGAACCCGGUUGGAGCGGCCAGGAGUGUGGAACCGGUAGGCUGACAACUUUUCAGACAAGCAAUUUUCGAAGCCAUUUGUGA